AGUGUUCGAAUGUUCUUCUUUGCCUUUCGUUCUUGGUGCACCUGAGAUGGUGCCCAGGGCCUCCUGAAUGCUCGGUAAGUGCUCUACCACUAAGCCGUACCCUUGAACAGCUUGGGUCGCCCUUGCUUAGCUUCCCACGAUGCAGAGGGAUGGUGAGAGGACUGAGGUCUGGAGCAGGGACCCAGAAACCAAAGUGCAUAGGAGGGGCUGAGCGGCCAAGACCAGCGGUAAACGCAAGGAGGAACUGGGGGUGCAGACUCCCGGUUCAGCUGUCUCGGCCCCCAAGAAUCGCCAUGGGAAGUGCUGGACGUGAGCAUCUCAUGCCCCAGCCUCGAUACCUGCAGAUCCUCCCACCAUGGGGAACACCCUAGUCCAGCCCCUCAAUCCUGGGCAUCCUCUGCAUCCCUGUUCAGGAAGCCCCUCCUCCCCAGGUCAUCCUCCACCGGGACCAGGCCGUGCAGACCCCCAUGACACUGGGCUUGGCUGUUGGAGCGGUGGGGAAUCAAGAAGUCUUGACCCCAGCUUCUCCCGAACAGCUUCCUCCUCGGGAGUCCCGCGUAAUCUGGACCAAGCGGUGACGGCCCCUGGCUGCUUCAGGGCUGGGGGCGUGGCUAGUCUAGCCGCUCUGCAGACCGGUUUGAAGAGGAGACAUGGACGGUGGUUAUUCCUCAGUCACCCCGGACUCCCAACCCUCGAAGGUUUUCAGCUCCAGAGGUCUGCUGGACGGACAUGGUGGCCAGUCUCCUACCACCGAGAGCCAGGGGUCCCUGGACAGCUACACCUUCGCCAGAAGGUCCACGGGACCCUCUGACAGGGACCCCUCGGUGGAUCCCAGGGAAGAAGAUGAGGAAUCUGAGGGCCCUCUGAGGGAGCAGGACCUGAAGGGGGCCUCCAUCCAGCUUGUCCGAGGGGUGCAGGAAUGGCAGGAUGGCUGCGUCUACCAAGGGGAAUUUGGGCUCAACAUGAAGCUUGGAUAUGGCGAGUUCUCCUGGCCCACAGGUGAGGCCUACUGCGGGCAGUUUUACCGGGAUCAUUGCCACGGUGUGGGUACCUACACAUGGCCCGAUGGCUCCAAUUUCACGGGCAUAUUUUACCUCAGCCAACGAGAAGGCUAUGGCACCAUGUACAUGAAGGAAAAACUAUUCCAGGGAUUGUAUAAAGCAGACCAACGGUUCGGGCCGGGCAUUGAGACUUACUCUGAUGGCAGUCAGGAUGUCGGGCUAUGGUUCCGUGAGCACCUGCUUAAGCUGGGGACGGAGGCUCCCAAAAGCUUCUCCCUGCUGAACUACCCAGAGUUCUCAGCCUUCCUCACGGACUCUCGGGAGAGAAUCAGCCUCUCAGAUGAGGAGAAGGUGGAAUGGGGCCCACCUGAGGAGCAGGACCCCUUCUCCUAUGAUUAUAAGAAGUUUCUCCUGAACGAUGACCUAACACUGCCUCCGGAGAUGCACAUUUACUCGACUAACAACAGCCACCUCCCCAUGACAGGCUCCCUGCGCAAAGAGCUGGAUGCCCGCAUCUUCAUGAAUGAGAUCCCCCCAUUCAUUGAGGAUGGAGAACCCUGGUUCAUAACAAAUGAGACUCCUCUGUUGAUCAAAAUCCAGAAGCAAACUUAUAAGUUCAGGAACAAAAGGGCUCACACCAGAUGGAACAUACCAGCCAUUCUGGAGGGGAACCGAAGCAGCUUUGGGCCCAGUGGCCCCAAGGAGCAGCUUUCCAAGGAGAUGAUCCUGAAGGCUGAGGAAGGAGACUACGACUGUGUUUAUGGAAUCCUGAGGGACAACCUUGCCUAUGCUGACGUGGCUGACUCAAAGGGCUACACGGUGCUUGCUGCAGCUGCUGUGCAUUCUCACCAUGACAUUGUCAACCUCCUCCUGGAUUUUGGGGCUGACGUGAACAAGUGCUCUGACGAGGGCCUUACACCGCUCAUCAUGUGCUUCCUUAAUUACUACCCCAGCAAAUCCUUCCAACCCAAUGUUGCUGAGAGGACCAUACCCCAGGAACCUCCCAAAUUCCCAGUCACCUCCAAAAUUUCAUUGUCUGGGGAGCCAGUCAUGGACCAUCUCUUUGGGGUGACUAUUCCUAUGCCAGGCAGUGAGGGGCAUAUGUUGCCGAUGUGCUACCCAAGCAGCCUGGGUGAUGGCCUAGCCCCAAGCACUGUGAAGUCCCGGGAGUCUGCCAUUGGGAGGAGCACCUCUCACAGGCAGGACAUCUCAGGAAAGGGUGCCAGUAGCAAUCCUGAGAAAGAGUCGGAGAACGUGGCAGAAAAUCUGGAUGCCAGCACCCUGUACAGCAUGGAGACAAACUUUGAGUCCACCAUGUGUUUGCACAACUACUCCAUCCAUAUCUCCAAGGACAUCUUGGAGAAGAGUGCCCAAGCCUACAGCUCACUGAAAGCCUCCUCUGCAGACAAAGGGACCAUGCGGAAAAUGGCACAGUCUAUGGCUGAACGCAGAAACCGCUGGUUGACCAUCAAGUUGCUGCUGCGUCGUGGUGCUGACCCCAACCUGUGCAGCGUGCCCAUGCAGGCCCUGUUCUUUGCUGUGAAGGCUGGGGAUGUGGAUGGGGUGAGGCUGUUGUUGGACAGCGGGGCCCGAACUGACAUCCAGUAUCCACCACAGCUGCGGUCCCUAACCCCGCUUCACAUUGCAGCCUCCCUUCCCGGGGAGGAGGGCGUCAGGAUCACAGAGCUGCUCCUUCACGCAGUCACCGAUGUGGACGCCAGGGCAGCCGACCAGGAUGAUGUGUACAAAGCUGGCAAGAUUGACCUGCCGCCUUCUAGCCUGAAGCUCAACAAUGAGCCGGGCCCACCCAGCAGCUACUAUACCAAGUACAUAUACCUCCCCGAGGAGGGUGGAAGGACGGCUCUGCAUGUGGCCUGUGAACGAGAGGAUAACAAGAAGUGUGCCAGGGACGUAGUCCAGCUCCUUCUCUCCCACAGAGCAAAUCCCAACAUGCUGUGGAGCGGUCACUCCCCACUCUCUCUGUCCAUUGCCAGUGGGAAUGACCUGGUUGUGAAGGAGCUCCUGGCCCAGGGAGCUGACCCCAACUUGCCCCUGACCAAAGGCUUGGGCACGGCCCUGUGUGUUGUCUGUGACCUGGCCUACGAGCAACAGAGAAGCACUGACAACAAGAUUGCCCUGAUUGACCGGCUUAUUAACUAUGGGGCGGACAUCCUGAAGCCCGUGAUACUGGUGCAGGGUGAAAAGAUGGCAGUGGGCACAGCUGUGGACUAUGGUUACUUCAGAUUCUACCAGGACCGGAAGAUUGCCCACUGCCCCUUCCAUGCACUGAUGCCAGCAGAGCGGGAGACGUUCAUGGCUCGGAAGAGGCUGCUGGAAUACAUGGGUGUGCAGCUGCGGCGUGCCGUCCUCAGCAAGGAGAGUCAGUUGGACAUGAAGAUGCUGUACCUGAGCAAGAGAGCGGAGCUGUCCCCCAGCCACAGAAUGAAGAAGAGCUCCAGCCUGUCCAGGGCCUCUGCUACAGAUAAGAAAUUUCAUCUUACCUUUUUCAAGUUCUGCUACCAGUGUGGCCGCUCCAUUGGGGUCCGCCUCACACCCUGCCCCCGCUGCUACGGGAUCCUGACCUGCGGCAAGUACUGCAAGAUGAGGGCCUGGGCUGACUUCCACAAGAAGGACUGCUACGACUUGAUGGCCAUAAGUAGGUUGGGUGUCAUGUCGGGAUGGGCAGUGCCCCGCUUGGAAGACUUGUCUUGGAGGACGGCAGAAUCUCAGUGACGGAGUAUUGCUUGAUGCUCGGCCUGGGGAAGGGCGCAGGUCUGCACCGGGUUUCACUUGUCGUCAGGGCCACCUCAGCUGCUGGCCUCUGCAGUGGCUUUACAUAGAAAGUGUUGGCAUUCCUGCAGCUUUGUCAGAACAGGCUCUUCCUCCUAACCUGCAAUAAAAU
Molecule: messenger RNA, 3903 nt
Organism: Nannospalax galili (Upper Galilee mountains blind mole rat)
Lineage: Eukaryota; Metazoa; Chordata; Mammalia; Rodentia; Spalacidae
Gene: Ankmy1
Product: ankyrin repeat and MYND domain containing 1
Exons: 18
Coding region: 651-3734 (1027 amino acids)
Molecular function (GO): protein binding
Source: RefSeq, a predicted model, not a curated record